Molecule: messenger RNA, 1218 nt
Organism: Orbilia oligospora ATCC 24927
Lineage: Eukaryota; Fungi; Ascomycota; Orbiliomycetes; Orbiliales; Orbiliaceae
Exons: 1
Coding region: 1-1218 (405 amino acids)
Source: RefSeq, a predicted model, not a curated record
AUGUGCUGGCUUUCCGUUCAAUGCUCUUGCAAGCAUAAUAUUGCCAUUGCUCACCCGACAAAGUCGUGUGUUCGUCCACGCAAUCCUCGUGGUUGUUGGAUCAUUCGCCGUGGAGAUCCUCUGAAGAAGUCUUGUCCUGGAUGUGAAGAAUACCAUACUCCUGGAUCUGAGCAACCAUCCUGGAGGGACGUUAAGCGCUGUCAUAAUGAUCCGGCUAUGGACUGGGCUGAAGUCAAUCAUUAUGAUAUUAUAACCAUGGAUAAGAACCGUCACAGAGUUUGUGACAACGAACGUCUUGAGUUUAGGAAGCGACUUCGAUGGAAGACUAUGAUAGCGAACGGAAUGGUGACAGGCUGGAGCUUGAAUAACAGAGGUGUUGCCAUUGUUGAUACCUCCCCCGAGGAGAUUGGCAAUGAAGAUAUGGAUUACUGUCAACAACAUGAGGUCAUCGAACCCUUCGAUCCGGCCGAUAUUGACGAUAUGUUACUCGAUACUGGAGAGGAUAAGAAUGGGAAUCAGGAUGGAGUCGAUGGAUACAUGCUUGAACGCGUGUCAUCUAGACCACGGCUAGCCCGUACCAUCUAUAUGACUGGAAAUGGUCAAGAAUUCGAAUCACUCUUUUCAGUAUUCGAUAAUUCGGAAGGCGACAUAUCUUCUAACUCGGAUAAUUCCAAUGAGGCAGUCAUGGGAUCUGAUGAAUCAACAAAUACAAUUACUGAGAACGAUUCCAGUAAAGAAGAAGAAUAUGAGCCACUCAUGGAGCUCGACGAAAUGUUCGACCACAUCGAAGCUUCGAAGCCUUUUGACCUAUCUUCCUCCCUCCUUAACAGCGAUGUUCCUGUCUGGGCUCCCGCUACACCCGAAUCUCCCAUCGGUGACCCUAUCAAGAAGCCAUUGCCCAAGGGCACACUGAUCAAAUUGGAGAUAAAGAAAGAACUUGACACCGCCCCGGGGCCUGUCACUGCCAUAUCGGGGCUGGCACCACUUCUCGCAGCUACGUCUUCUGAAGGAACCACUUCAAACUAUCGCGAAGGAAUCGACCAGGCUCUUGCUAGGUUGAGACGUCUGUCUGCCGCACGUAUGUCCGCCGCAUAUACUGAAGCGCGUAAUGCGAGAUUUCCUGAUCUGGCUCCAAUUACCCCCGUUGAAGAUAUUUUUCAAGAAGAAAAGCCCGAGGAGGACUCGGAGGAAGGCGGCGUAACCUUCCAAUUCAACUAA